UGGAAAUCGAGGUGCAGUCGUAGAAAACAAAGUCUGGCGAACGGUUUCAGUUCUGCACGGGCCGUCGCUUCCGAUAAAAUGAAUCGUCUAAGUGAACACGACAAAGCUGUUCUGAACAGCAUUUUCAACCCCCUUUCCCCAUCGCUACUCGGCGAAUCCGAAUUUCACGAGGAAACUGAAAACGAUCGGGUGUCACAGGAUGAUCUUGAGAAAGGCGAGAUUCUCGAACCGGAAGUAACGGAGAUACAAAAAUUGGCGAUUCUCGAAAGCGAAUCGAAAAAUUUUGACGAAGCGUUGAAGCUUUUCGAAAAAGCGUUAGAAAAAUCUGGAUACCCCGCAACACUUUUGAACGAUCGUGCUCAAUGUUUGAGAUUGGCUGGCCAAAACGAAGCUGCGAUGAGGGACUUGAAUCUGGCGAUAGAAAAAUCGAAAAACGAUCGAAUUUUCAUACGGGCGUUGUGUCAGCGUGGAAUAUUGUACAAAAUUAAUGGAAACUUGGACGAAGCUAGGAAUGAUUUUUCAAAGGCUGCCAAACUCGGUUCAAAAUUUGCCAAAAGUCAAAUUACAGAGCUCAACCCUUACGCCGCAAUGUGCAAUCAAAUGUUCAGGGAAAUGACAAUGAAACUGAGCAACCCUUGACUGUAGGAAAAAAAAGCGUUGUCCAUAAGCUAAUUACCCACAUAACAUAUAGGUAUAUGUAUGUGUGUAUGAUUUAUACGUUUUCUGUUUUAACAAUUAUUAAUUAAUUAAAAAAAUUAGGAAUAUCUAGACGUAAUUCUUGGUACGGAAGAAAACUGAUGAUUACAGUUGUACUUAAAAUACGUACGAUAAUAAUGAUUAUAUUAAUUAUAGUACACGGAUAUCCUUGGAAAAAGUGAAGAUAAUGGCUUCCGACACGAAAAUGUUACUAGGAUGACAAAUAAAAGGCAUGCUGGUAUUUCUUUA
Molecule: messenger RNA, 945 nt
Organism: Athalia rosae (coleseed sawfly)
Lineage: Eukaryota; Metazoa; Arthropoda; Insecta; Hymenoptera; Athaliidae
Product: tetratricopeptide repeat protein 36 homolog
Exons: 3
Coding region: 79-639 (186 amino acids)
Biological process (GO): cilium assembly
Molecular function (GO): protein binding
Source: RefSeq, a predicted model, not a curated record